Molecule: messenger RNA, 1410 nt
Organism: Brettanomyces bruxellensis
Lineage: Eukaryota; Fungi; Ascomycota; Pichiomycetes; Pichiales; Pichiaceae
Gene: RRP3
Product: ribosomal RNA processing protein
Exons: 1
Coding region: 1-1410 (469 amino acids)
Molecular function (GO): RNA helicase activity; nucleic acid binding; ATP binding
Source: RefSeq, a predicted model, not a curated record
AUGUCACACGUGAAAAGUUCACACAAGAGCAUAAAUGCAAAGGUAUCAAAGCCUUCGAUUGCGGGCUCAGGAUCAAAAAUUAACAUUGAAGCCUUGAAAAAGAAAUUAGCACAUGGAAAAGGCAGCACAGAGAAGAACACAGUGAUAAAGGAAAAAACCAACGGAAAGGAUGAUGAAAAACUUGAAAAGGAAAAGAAAUUUGAGGAUUUUGGGCUGAAGGACGAUAUAUUAGAGGCAUUAAAUACCCUACAUUUUACAAAACCCACGCCUAUCCAGGAGCAAUCAUUACCGUACUCAUUAAAUGGAAGGGAUAUAAUAGGUAUAGCACAAACCGGAUCUGGUAAGACGGCCGCUUACGUGAUACCAAUAUUACAGGCUCUUUGGGAUGCACAGACUCCAUAUUUUGCAUGUGUUCUUGCCCCUACCAGAGAGUUAGCUUAUCAAAUUAGAGAAACUUUCGAUGCAUUGGGAAGUAAUAUGGGACUUCGGUGCGUUACCAUUGUUGGUGGAAUGGAUAUGAUUGACCAGGCAAAGGAGUUAAUGCGGAAGCCACAUGUGAUAGUUGCAACACCGGGAAGACUUAUGGAUCAUCUAGAAAAUACAAAGGGAUUUUCUCUAAGGGCUCUCAAGUAUCUUGUGAUGGAUGAGGCAGACCGGUUGUUAGAUAUGGAAUUUGGUGAUGUCUUGGACAGGAUAUUCGAGAUUUUGCCUAGAGAGAGACAUACGUAUCUUUUUUCUGCUACCUUAACGUCGAAGGUGGAAAAAUUGCAGAGAGCAUCUCUCAGGAAUCCAGCAAAGGUGGAGGUGAACAACAAAUACUCAACAGUUGACACAUUGAUACAAUCACUGAUGGUUGUGCCCGACGGGUACAAGAAUACAUUCUUGAUGUACAUAUUGAAUGAUCAUGUGGGAAAAUCGGUUAUCAUAUUCACCCGAACUUGUGCACAUGCACAGCAUGUUGCUCUUAUGGCAAGAAUUCUUGGGUUUCCCGCAAUCCCACUUCAUGGACAGUUAUCUCAGGCCCAAAGAUUGGGUGCAUUAAAUAAAUUCAAGUCAGGCGAUAAAACUAUUCUAGUGGCUACCGAUGUUGCUGCAAGAGGUCUUGAUAUUCCAUCUGUGGAUCUCAUUAUUAACUACGAUAUUCCAACUGACUCAAAGGCAUACAUUCACAGAGUCGGAAGAACUGCUCGUGCGGGAAGAACCGGUAAAUCAAUCUCAUUGGUUACUCAGUAUGAUCUAGAGUUGAUUUUGAGGAUAGAGAAAGUCAUCGGCGAGAAAAUCCCAAAGGAGACGCCUGACAGAAACGAGAUUUUGGCAUUACACGAUUCUGUGGAUAGAGCUGCUGCAGAAGCCAUUAACAAAGUGAAGAGGUUCCAUGCACAUCGGAAAUUCCAUCCACAUAACCAUUAG